AUGUCUGGACGCGGCAAGGGAGGAAAAGGUCUUGGAAAGGGUGGCGCCAAGCGUCAUCGUAAAGUUUUGCGUGACAACAUCCAGGUUAGUUUUAACUUCUCAUUUGUAAAGAGAAUCAUGUCUGGACGCGGCAAGGGAGGAAAAGGUCUUGGAAAGGGUGGCGCCAAGCGUCAUCGUAAAGUUUUGCGUGACAACAUCCAGGGUAUCACCAAGCCCGCCAUCCGUCGUUUGGCACGUCGUGGUGGAGUCAAACGUAUUUCUGGUUUGAUCUACGAAGAGACCCGUGGUGUCCUCAAGGUUUUCCUCGAGAACGUCAUCCGUGACGCUGUCACCUACACCGAGCACGCCAAGAGGAAGACCGUCACCGCUAUGGACGUCGUCUACGCUCUAAAGAGACAAGGACGUACCCUCUACGGUUUCGGAGGUUAA
This is a messenger RNA of Galendromus occidentalis (western predatory mite), 429 nucleotides long. Its product is annotated as histone H4-like. The coding region runs from base 1 to 429 and encodes 142 amino acids. Gene Ontology annotation, molecular function: DNA binding; protein heterodimerization activity; structural constituent of chromatin. Lineage: Eukaryota; Metazoa; Arthropoda; Arachnida; Mesostigmata; Phytoseiidae. The transcript has 2 exons. Gene Ontology annotation, cellular component: nucleosome. The record is from RefSeq and is a predicted model, not a curated record.